CUCAAAUCCAAAUAUUACAGAUAUUGAUAAUUAAAAUGAGAGAAUAUGAUACAAAAACAAUAAUCGUGACUAAUUAUUAGUAAAAAUGCAUUUCAAUUAAUUUGGAGGCAGGGAGUGUAUAUCUCACUUUAUUUUCUCCACAAUUUGUGGGCACCGUAAAUGCCCAUCAAAUGCUAAUCACGUUAGUUAGCGAAGAAAAGAAGAAUAUGGCGAAACAAAAAAGAAAAGAGCUUGGAGUCUCUUGCAUGCUAAACACAGAGGUUGGAGCAGUGCUCGCCGUGAUCCACCGCUCCCCGGAGACGAACGCCCAUUUCUUCCCACCGGAGGAACGUUAUGACACCCAUAUCUCCCAGUCCCUCAAAUCCCUUCGCGCCCUCAUCUUCAAUCCCCAACAAGAAUGGUGCAACCUGGAUCCCUCCUUGUACCUAUUGCCGUUUCUCGACGUCAUCCAAAGCGGCGACGUCCCUGCCGCCGCCACCGGGGUAGCGCUCUCCUCCGUCUUCAAGAUUCUCAAACUUGAAAUCUUUGACCAUAGAACCCCUGGUGCCAGAGAAGCUAUAAAUUCGGCAGUCGCCGCUGUCACGAGCUGCCGGCUGGAGAAGACCGAUCCGGCUUCAGUAGAUGCAAUCAUGAUGAAGAUAUUGCAGGUGCUAGGAGCAAUAAUGGCUCACCCGGCAUCCAUAUGGCUAACGGACCAAGCUGUAUGCACUGUUGUGAACUCGUGCUUUCAGGUGGUGCAACAAUCGGCAGGUCGAGGCGGGGAUUUGCUCCAACGCAGCGCCAGAUUCACAAUGCACGAGCUCAUCUACACAGUCUACUCCCGUCUCCCGGAAGUGGAGCCCUCGGAGUGGGAAAACUCCGAGUCCGACUCGGAGGACACUGUCAUGGACGAUUUGGGUGGGUACGGGAUCAGAGCGGCUGUCGACAUCUUCCAUUUCCUCUGCUCCCUACUGAAUGUGAUGGAAGGGAUGGAGCCAGACGGGAUGCCUUACCAAACACCAGACGAGAGCAUUCAGCUCUUCUCGCUCCUUUUGAUCAACUCGGCGAUCGAGUUGAGCGGCGAUAGCAUCGGGAUGCACCCGAAGAUGAUGCGGAUGAUCCAAGAUGACCUAUUUCACCAUUUGGUUCAUUACGGCUCCUGCUCCAAGCCACUCGUUUUAUCCAUGAUUUGCAGCAUCGUUUUGAAUCUCUAUCACUUCCUUCCUAGGUCGAUGCGCCUUCAACUGGAAGCAUUC
Cuscuta europaea is the source of this 1235-nucleotide messenger RNA. NCBI's taxonomy places the organism in Eukaryota, Viridiplantae, Streptophyta, Magnoliopsida, Solanales, Convolvulaceae. The record is from the annotation of a GenBank genome assembly.